ACUGAAAUUGCCUUCACAUCUUACGCUGACGACGAUGGAUAAGAAGCAGCCUGUGCACGAGGGGUACCUACAAUGGCUGCCGCCUGCCGCCGGUGUGCUCCAGGUGCAGUUCUGUCAGCUUUCCUGGUCCUCCCAGCUGCGUAUGUUUGCGCCCGAGUCCACCGCCAGCCAUGGUGCUGGUGCCACAACGUACUCGGUCCGUGGCUUUUGCCAGUGGGAAGGUCUCGGGGUGUUGCCACUGGACUCCUACGGCCUGGAGCUCCAGCUCAAGGAUAAGCGCUCGCUGUACGUUGCGGCCGAAAACCGGCUGGACCUCGAGCGCUGGUGCCGGGCACUAAUCGCCGUUCUUGACCCAACCUCCGAGGCGGCGAACGAGAUUAAGCGCGAGCGACGCAAAGUGAAGCGCGAGAUCCGCAAGCAGCACGAGAAGGAGCAAGAGAUCAAGGACCGCGAAGAAGCGCGAAAGCGACAGUGGGUAGCGCAGAAGAAACAAGAGCUCCUCGACCGCGAGCGGGAAAUCGAAGAGAUGACGCCGCUGCAGCGCAAGGACGGUCUUGGCACGCUCGACGAAGAGACGGAGAAGCUCUUGCGAGAGCGUAAGAAACGACUCAACAAGAAGGUCGCGCAAGGGCGCGUCGGGAAGGAGGCGCAACGUCGGCGCCUCGAAAUGAUGGCAGGCGGCAAGUCACUCGACGCCACCGUGCCACCGCUUCUUCCAGACGCGGUACCCCGCAAGUCGAAGUUCAGAUUUGACCUCCCCCCACCGGGCCAGUAUUUCGUGUCCACGAAAGACCCGAAGCCCCUCCGGGACGCUUCCACGGGGUCCGUUUCGUCGCAAGACUCGGUCGUCAAUGAUGACGAUGCGUCUGUCUCUGGUGUUUCUGAAGAAAACGUUGUCGUCACAACAAAGUUACGCGGCGGGUUCGUUCCGCCACCUCCACCGCCACCGAAGCAAACGCCGGCGUCCACAGACUUCGUGUCGCGGCCGACGAAUCCGAUGGCAGCAGCCCUCGAUGCCAUCAAACGCAACCGCAAGUACAGCGUCGAUAGCGAGCGGCCGUCGCGGUCACGGCAGUCGCAGCUCAGCGCCGAGGGGAAGGAGCUGUUGACACGCGCGCUCUCGUCCAACAAGCUUCACCCGGAGCGCAAGGGUCUCUUCGACAGCAGCGACGAUGACGACGAUCACGACGAUGAUACCGACGCGCUUGUCUCUCGCCAAUCGAUCAAAGCCCACAAAAUCGUACCCACGGUUGGUACUAAAUCUGUCUCUGGCGACGAUGAAGAGAACGAGGAAAUGUCCGCUGCACGUGCCAUCGAGCAUGCACCAUCGAACGUCCCUGCCGUUCUGUCGGUGGGGUACGUAGCGAGCGCCGUUGAGACGCGUGGUGGGAAGACCAUGGCCAUCUACACGUUUGAGUUUCGUCUUCAUACAUGGUGCCGGCGUCUCGGGCUUGCAUUCCAUGAGCUUGAAGCCAUGCACCAAACACUCAAGGCGCACAGUGCUACAUUACCCAAGUUUCCGUCCAAGCAUGUGCUUCGGAACCCAACGAAACCGGAUUUGAUGCAGAAGCGCGCAGUUGAGAUAACGCAGUAUCUCCAAGGCCUCCUGGCGGUGCCCGGCCUCGUGCAGCACACUGCCUUCCAUUCAACGUUCGCGUUCCCACCCGAGUGGGCGUCAAGCCUUCUCGCCGGUGUCGUAACUGUUACGGCGACCACUGCGAGUUUCCAAGCUCCAACGCGCGCGACGAAGGUGUCAAGCCGCAACCUCUUUGAUGAUGCAAGCUCGGACGACGACGACGAAGUGUCCAUUGUGUCCGUUGAAACAGAGCCUGUUUUUAACGCGACCAAGAUAACGCGGCCAGCCUCGCAGCGAUCGGAGCUGCCAGUGGCACAACCGCCGCAGCGUCGGCCAUCGCACCGCGAGAUCCUUGCAUCGGCACCCAAUGCUCUAUCGACUGCACCCUCGCCUACACAACCCCGUCCAAGCCCAUUUGGUGGUGCUGGACGCGGAGAUCUUCUUGCUGCCAUUCGAAUGGGCGCCCAUCUCAAGUCCGUCGACGGCAACCAACCACCCGCGCCCACAGUAAACAACGCUGCCCCAUCAUCGCGUCCCGUUGCCGCUCUCCCAACGCCAAUUCCCGUAGCUCCACGCCCACCACUCGCAACAGCGCCAAGCAUCCAUGACAGCAUCGCGAAUGCUAUGGCAAGCCGCCUCAACGUGACCCAGUAUGAUGACGCCGACGAUGACGACUCCGAUUGGGACGAUUAAGCAAGCCAGCGCGUUUUUAGCUUCACGCCACUGCGUACUAAAGGUUUUGUAUGGUAUGUAUAUUUUCAGCGUACCCGUGCGACAGGGUCAAAUCCAUUUUUACUGCAUAUCUCGUG
Messenger RNA from Saprolegnia diclina VS20, 2385 nucleotides. RefSeq lists its product as hypothetical. The record is from RefSeq and is a predicted model, not a curated record. The transcript has 3 exons. NCBI's taxonomy places the organism in Eukaryota, Oomycota, Saprolegniomycetes, Saprolegniales, Saprolegniaceae. Gene Ontology annotation, molecular function: phosphatidylinositol binding; actin binding. The coding region runs from base 35 to 2269 and encodes 744 amino acids.